AUGGGAGUCCUGGCGGGAGGGUCUACGCAGCUUGCCCCGGAUCUUGAGGCUGGUGACACAUACGUGCAGGACACAUACGUGCAGGCGGAACACCCCGGGAUGCUCGGUACUGGCAUCCCCGCGCCUGAUAUGCUUGAAGUUCUGCAGGACCGAAGUCAACACGAGCCUGCGCCACGGACUAGCCCAGAAGACACCAGCUUGACAUGCCCAGCUAAGCCUGUUCGCGUUGGUUCAAGAGAGGAAAUCUAG
Molecule: messenger RNA, 249 nt
Organism: Colletotrichum higginsianum IMI 349063
Lineage: Eukaryota; Fungi; Ascomycota; Sordariomycetes; Glomerellales; Glomerellaceae
Exons: 1
Coding region: 1-249 (82 amino acids)
Source: RefSeq, a predicted model, not a curated record